CCCAGUCCUGCAUUCAUUUUUCUCACUGAUCAUUACCGAGCAUAUCCCUAGCAUACAAAGUGCAAGCGACCGUACCUGCCUGCCUAGUUAUCCACUGAUACCCGCACAUCAGUUGGAACUACGCACUAUUCAUUGGAGAUCCACCGCUAAGUGCGUGAACGGUUCUGGACCACAGACUGGCUUUUGAAAAUCGCCGAAAGUACAUUGUAUGCGCACAAAUCGAUAGGUGCAACGUUAUCUGCGCCUAAUAACGGAACUCGGCGCGUUACAGAUUACUGCGAGUCGAGUGGUCCGUCCUGAAGUGCCCAACUAGUCUCGCAGCAGUGCCCAAACCAUACAAAACACUAUGAACCCCUUUCACGAUGCUGGCCCCUCUCGCCAGAACUACCUCGAAGCAGAAGAACAAAUGUCUGCCACGCCUAGCAGGAAGCGUGUAGGCUGGAGCUCAGAACCCUCUGCUAGUCGCUCAGUCCAAUCGCCCGAAGACACUGGCUCUGCGGGGCACAACACGCCCCUCGAACGCUCAGAUGUAUCACAUGACGACCUUCAAAAGAUCCGGGCUUCACUACGACUAGCCCUUGGAAACGAAAACCUCCCUGAAGAAGUCAUCCAGGAACCUGUUACAUCAAAGGACGUACAGAAACCUCGUCCAGCUAUACGGAAACCCGGUCCUCGAACACCUCCACCAGAGUUCUACCUCAAUGACCAGCCUAAUCCCUUUGACGAGAAUGCCCCAUCCAGGCAGUCAUCAAUAGGCAAAGACCUCAAAGAGCGGUCUGGCCUUGCAGCUCAACGUCGUGCAGCAAGACUAUCCAAGUCGGUCGGUACAUACUCUGCUCCUGCAUCACGGCGUAACUCCAAUGAGCUCACCUCACCGCCGGUUGAGCUCCAGAGCAUGUCACAGCAGCAUGAGUCAGUGGGAGAAACAACUGAUGAUGAUGAGGACGAUCCUCGCUUCAUGAAGCGCGCUUCCAUGAUCCUUCGACAACAUACCAUCCGAGAAGCCAACAACCAACCUCCACUGAUCCCAGAAGACCUCUACCACGAUAUUAAAACUCCACUUCAAUCCGGCCAGGUCACACCAGAUGCGUUGGAAAUUGAGGAUGAGCGUGUGGUUCGACCCACCAAAUACCGCACAGGAGUGCUUGGUACCUUGAUGAAGAUGUCAAGUAACGCUGCAGCCCCUCCAGCUGGCAAGAAAACUCUUCACCGAAGUCUCAGUACGGGCACAUUCAGCGGUGCUUCGACUGCAGCCAACUCCCCGAACCCUUCACCGCCCGUCUCCGGAUACUCCACUCCACGUGGAGGUCGCUCUUGGUUCCGAAAUCAUCAUCACAAUCAAUCAGUUGUGUCCGUCUCCCAAUUGGUUGGAGCAUCGGCGCAUAGCUUUGCUACCCCUGCGCAGAAAGAGCUCGGCCAGGAGUUGGAUGAACAAUACAAGAAGACCCGCCCUGGCAUGGGAAAGCGGUCCAAAUCGGACGAUUCCAUAUUGCCGUUCAAGAGGAAUAGGAAAAAGGAAGAAGAGAUCAGAAUCAAAAUCCACCUCGCUGGUACUUUGGCGCGCCAGAACUAUCUCCGCAAGCUUUGUAAGGCGCUCAUGAUGUACGGUGCGCCUACACAUCGUCUGGAAGAAUACCUGAGCAUGUCUGCUCGUGUCUUGGAGAUUGAGGCACAGUUCUUGUACAUGCCCGGCUGCAUGAUCAUCGCCUUCGAUGACUCCUCGGUCCACACUAGUGAAGUCAAGCUUGUUCGUACCAGUCAGGGUGUCGACCUUGGCAAGCUUCGCGACGUGCAUGAAAUCUACAAAGAUGUCGUUCACGACCGCAUCAAUGUUGAAGAAGCUACACCGCGUCUUGAUGCCAUCAUAAAUCGCAAGGCCAAGUUCAACAAGUGGCUUAGGGUACUGCUGUAUGGAUUGGCGUCUGCUACAGUCGGGCCAUUUGCCUUCCAGGCUCGGUUCAUCGAUCUUCCCUUUUGCUUCCUGCUUGGUUGUAUCAUUGGAUGGUUGCAACUCGUUGUCGCCCCAGGCAAUGACCUCAUUAGCAACGUUUUCGAAAUUGGCGCAUCAGUCAUCACCAGUUUCGCGGCGCGGGCCCUUGGGUCUAUCCGACACGAUGGCAAGGAGAUAUUUUGCUUCAGUGCCAUGGCGCAGUCCAGCAUUGCCCUUAUUCUACCCGGUUUCAUGGUUCUCUGUGCCUCGCUCGAGUUGCAGAGUAAGCACAUUGUCGCUGGCUCAGUUCGCAUGGUCUAUGCAAUCAUCUACUCCCUCUUCUUGGGAUUCGGCAUCACCAUCGGUUCAGUCUUGUAUGGAAUGAUGGAUAAGAACGCAACCUCGCGCACAACAUGCCACGACCCUAUGUCGACAAACUUUUACUAUCUUUUUGUUCCCGCGUUCGCGAUUUGCCUUCAGAUUGUCAACCAAGCCAAGUACAAGCAGAUGCCAUCAAUGAGCAUCAUUGCAUUCAUUGGAUGGAUUGUCAACUUCCAAAGCUCCAAGUACUUCAAGAGUAACGCGCAAGUCAGCAACACCCUAGGCGCUCUUGCCAUUGGUAUUGCGGCCAACGUGCAUGCUCGCUUUGGUCGUCACAUUGAGAACUGGUGUCUUGAUACAUGGGAGAUCAAGAUGCGGCCUCACUUCGUGAAGUUCCGUAAGAUGUACCUCAGGAAGAGUCACGGACCGCUUCGCACCCACAAGGUUGAGCGUUCAGCUUACGACCCUACACACACCAGCAGUGGCCACACUUCAAGGGCUAGCUCCAUCAGUGAGUUCACGCCUCACACUCGCAAGAUUGGCUACGGGUUGGCCGCUGCUGCCAUGCUGCCUGCCAUCUUUGUCCAAGUCCCCUCUGGUCUCAGUGUGCAAGGGUCGCUUGUAUCUGGUCUUAUAUCGGCGGAUCAAAUCGUGCGCAACAGUACUGGAAACGCCACGAUAAUCAGCGGUGCAGAUGUUGGCAUGGGCAGUUCUAUCAAUUCUAUCGCACUCGACGUCGGUUUCUCGGUCGUGCAAAUUGCGAUUGGUAUCACCGUUGGCCUUUUCCUUGCGGCGCUCAUUGUGUACCCGCUUGGCAAGAGGAGGUCGGGUCUGUUCAGUUUCUAGAACAGUCGUGUUUGGUUGAAGAGUUUGUUUAAAGCAUAGUUUUGCCUACGGUGGUCAUAGUAGAGGCUCACUCUACCAUUUUUGUUCAAAAAGCAAGCGAGUCAUGCAUUUACAUGGAGUUUGGAGUUUCUUUUCUUGUUGCCCACUUCCAACGACGCAACGAGUGAACAAUAAAGUUAGAUAAUACGAUUCAACACCCAUUUUUCCACUACACACAAUGCAUGCAUCAUUUCUGCAC
Bipolaris sorokiniana ND90Pr is the source of this 3335-nucleotide messenger RNA. RefSeq lists its product as uncharacterized. Gene Ontology annotation, molecular function: transmembrane transporter activity. The transcript has a single exon. Bases 347 to 3097 code for a protein of 916 amino acids. Gene Ontology annotation, biological process: transmembrane transport. The record is from RefSeq and is a predicted model, not a curated record. Lineage: Eukaryota; Fungi; Ascomycota; Dothideomycetes; Pleosporales; Pleosporaceae.